CAAGAUGUCUGGGCGAGGGGCGAGCGCGGCAUGGGCGCCUGGAGGGCUUGGGCGCACUUGGCGGGGCAGAGGCGCCCGGCCGCCUCCGGAGCAUCGCCCUGAUGCUCGCAUGCCCUUCAAGGAGGCUUCGCCGGCAGCCGGAACGCGAGGACGAAGGAGCAUCCAGGAAGCCCCGCAGAUGGAACUUUAUUGGCCUAAUUAAAAGAGGAUUUGCAUGGCGAGGGGAAGCGCGGAUUGGCAAGGCAAUGCCCUGGGCGCAGGUUGCUGGAGAGCAAGAGGGUUUGCUUGUUUGGGGGUUCUUUUUGCUUCUUGCAAGCGAAACUUCAGCUGGAGCCGUGGCCUGGCGGGCUUUGCCCCGCAGCCCAUGCCCGAAGUUGAGGAGGCGAGCCCCUGGACUGAUCUCUGCUAGCAGCUUCGACCUCCUCAGACCUUAGGGAGCACUCAUCACCAGUCUAAGAGUGGAAACACAUACUCAGAAGUUUCACACUGGGCCACACCAUGAGGCUGAACCUGUUCUUCCCACAGCUUAAAUCCCGGAAGACUAGGGUGGGAAUCAGAAGCAUCCAUGACCUUAUUGAGGUUCAGCAUCAGGCAGCCCUAUUCUCUUUGAUGUCAAGUGGGGUGGACACAGUCAAGUAUGGCAGAGAAUGAAGAACUAUUGACAAGAUGGGUGUGGCGAUGCAAUGGCAAGAAUGUCAGAUUUUUAAACGGAAGCAGAAAAAACAGGACGUCUUGAGAAGUUAGAUGAUGCGCUUCUGACGAAAAGAAGGGGAGAAAGAAGAACCCCAGGUAAUCCUUUAAUCAGCUGUUGGCAAUGUUUUCGGGACCUUUGGGCAAACUUCGCUUGAUGAUGCCAAGUAUAUGAAAUAGCACGUUGCCACAAGGAAUGGCGACUACACAGGAGAAAGAACACCCCUCAAGACGUUAAAGCUUUUCUCCAAGCUCCAUGAAUGCAUUCCAAGUUGCUUCUCUGCGUCGAACUUUACGGCUUGGAAAGUAACAUGCUGCCCUUGUGGGAGAUGCCAGAGGUAGCGAGGCUAUUCAUUUGUUCUGCUGAAUAGGAGAGCUCCAGGAACAAUGGCUUCAAAAGUCUCCUGUUUGUAUGUCUUGACGGUCGUUUGCUGGGCAAGUGCUCUGUGGUACUUAAGUAUAACACGACCCACUUCGUCCUACACAGUCCACAAAAGUUUCCGCACCAUCUCAAUAGCUAGAAAGAAUGUCUCCUUCGGCAAUAUAAGGACUCGGCCAAUCAAUCCUCACUCGUUUGAUUUCCUCAUAAACGAGCCGGAGAAAUGCGAAAAGAAUGCCCCCUUCCUGGUCAUUCUCAUCAGCACCACACACAAAGAAUUUGAUGCCAGGCAAGCCAUUCGGGAGACAUGGGGAGACGAGAACAACUUCAAAGGUAUUAAGAUUUCCACUCUCUUUCUCCUGGGGAAAAACACAGACCCCGUGUUAAAUCAGAUGGUGGAGCAGGAAAGUCAAAUCUUCCAUGACAUCAUCGUGGAGGAUUUCAUUGACUCCUAUCACAACCUGACUCUGAAGACGUUGAUGGGUAUGAGGUGGGUGGCGACAUUUUGUUCGAAAGCCAAGUACAUCAUGAAAACGGACAGCGACAUCUUCGUGAAUAUGGACAACCUCAUUUACAAAUUGCUAAAACCCAAUACCAAGCCGAGGCGGAGGUACUUCACUGGCUACGUCAUCAACGGAGGCCCAAUAAGGGACGUCCGUAGCAAGUGGUACAUGCCUAGGGACUUGUACCCUGACAGUAACUACCCGCCAUUUUGCUCGGGCACUGGCUACAUCUUUUCAGCGGAUGUAGCGGAGAUGAUUUACAAAACCUCCCUCCACACAAGACUUCUUCAUCUUGAAGACGUGUACGUGGGACUUUGCCUGCGGAAGCUGGGCAUCCACCCUUUUCAAAACAGUGGCUUUAAUCACUGGAAGAUGGCCUACAGCCUAUGUAGAUACCGGCGCGUUAUCACAGUGCAUCAGAUAUCACCUGAGGAAAUGCACAGAAUUUGGAAUGACAUGUCAAGCAAGAAACACCUCAGGUGUUAGGACACUUUGCAGAUGUAAAUGCUUUUUGUAAAAAAAAAACACACAAAAAAAUUAAUUGAGUAGAGAGUAAAUGGAUGUCUUUUGAUUGGAAAAUGGGAUGCUAACUUUCAGGAGGGGAAGAUCUUCUGUAUUUUUUGUUUUGUUUUUGUUCUUCUUCACGGCUUUGAUUUCUGGUUUACAGACCACAUAACGCAGUUGUCAAAAAAGGUAGGGUCACAUCUGUCUUGGCCAGUCUCAUAACUGCAUAAAGGGGACAAAUGACUGCUAGAUGAUGUAUAAUCUAUUCCUAUUACACCUCCAGAAUAGGAACCCUCCUCUAAGGCAAGGCUAAGCAGUCUGAAAGAUCAAGAAUCCUAGCUCUUUCUUUCUUGAGCUCAUGCUCACUGAGAUGGAUUUGAAUGGGGAAAGCUAAGCAGUUUUAUUAUGGUCUUCUAUUUCAAAUUAGCCUCUCCUUCCCCUAAAUACUAGUGGCCUCCUGAUCUGAAGUAGAACAUGGGGCAGUGGUUGGAAGAAGAAGAAAAAUCAGGAGUCUCUCUCCAUGCAAAGGAUUCUUUAGAAGCAAGUGUUUAAUCUCACCUACCUGGGAGUAAGCCUGACUGGAUUCCACUGGACUUACUUCUGAGUAGACAUGCAUUGUUAGAGAUUAAAACACAGACCCCAAAAUGGGAUGGUGCAGGGUUUUUAUUUUUUUAAAAAUCACUAUGCACAAUUUCUUCACCGAGAUGCAACAUAAGGCCUCAAAAUACACUAACAAUAAUGAUGAUGAUGAUGAUGAUGUUAAAAUACAGAACAAAAAGUGCGUGCCAAAAUACAUUACAUUAUAUUCUUUACAAAAGGCAAAUUUCUCCAGUAUGUAAACUGCAAAAAAGGAACCUUUUAGAACUUUGCAGUUUUAAUACAGAUGGUGACAUGCCCAUUUAUCAAAAUAAGAUUUUCCGUUUUAUUAUUAUAUUUGUAGACACAGAAUUAAAGAUCACAUGAUUAUUAAGGAUAUGCAGUAUUGUUAAAUAAAACAAAAUGUUAACUGGAAAACAUCUGUAACUGCUGUGGGAGGGAAGCAAAUCCUCAGCCGACACUUUCACUAGUUCAGUGUUAAAAACCGUUUGUUACGGCACUUUGCUUUUCGAAGAGCCUAAGUGCUUUUUCAAUUAUAAAAGGCUGCCCAUAGGAAUUAUAGCACUGCAUUCUGUAGAUAUAAGCAUAAUUAGUUUUUUCCCCAUAAUUAAAAGGCCUAAGAGCUACAUAGAGAACCAAUAGAAAGGGGAGGGCUUUCUGUUUAUUACUCCCUGCAUGCCUUUCCCAGUGACACUAGUAGUAAUUAGAUUUGAAGCCAGCACUUAUCAUCAUUUGACAGACACAUUGACAACUUCGUAAUAAUAAGCCACACACAUCGCUAGGUCAAUUAAAAGCAGCGAUACCCAAUAUUAAAAAAAAAAGAGAUUGCUGUUACAAAAUCAAGCAGUGGACUCAACUCAAAAUCUUUCCUAAAUUUACCAGCAACUCAAGCUGGGUGGCAAGGAAAAUGGGUUCCUCAAGGUGUCAUUGGAUACCAGCUCGUGGUUAAGGAUGCCAAAACUUUCCCACUCCUGAACUAAAGCAACUUUGUGGACCAUUCCCAGUAUUUUUUAUGGGCCAUCUCAUAACUAUUUGAUUUAUUUUUUUCUGGACAGCAGAACCACAGGGCACUCUGGAAGGAGUAGUUCAGGAAUAGCCAAUGUGGUGCCCUUCAGCUGCUGUGGACCAUAACUCCCAUCAUCCCUGACCAUUGGGCCCUGCUGGCUGGCAACUGAUGGGAGCUGGAGUCCACAACAUCUGAAAGGCACCAGUUUAGUACCCCUGGAAUGGGCGAUAAUGCCUUUCCACUUAGAAGAGUGGCAGAUAAAUCCUCAGCUUGUUUUGCUCUGCAUACACAACACAUAGUUUGAAUGGAAUAUUGUUAGCAACCUCCUUUCCCCGCCCCCUUGCGGCUUCCUAUGUGCCACAAGUGAAUUCAGAAGUUACGAUUGAGCAGGGGCAGGGUUCGUUAAAACACUAAUGAGCAUGUUCUCCUUUAGUUGAGGGGAUUGGAACGUUUUUGAUGCAUAUUUAAUAGUCUGGACUUCAGAGAUAUUUUCUGAAAUAAAGGGUGGAAGAAAAAUAUUACAAAGCCUCCUACACAGAACAGGUUCCAUUUCAUUUCUUUCUUUCUUUUUUACUAAAGAAUGUGUUUAUGCUGGAAAAACUACUCUAAGAUUUAGAGCAAAUCUAUUACAGAUGCUCAGUCAUUUCCCUUCUUUUCUUGAACGCUAGUGUCAUUUGUGUGAUGCCACAGAGUACAGCAGUUCUGUCAAGAGAUUCCAGCCCAACCCCACAUACCUGCUUCCUUAGCCCAAUCAGAGAGAAAAGUUUCAUAUCCAUCUAAUUCAUGCUGGUGAUAAUCCACAUUAAAAAAAUAUAACAGCACAGAACACCUGCUAUGCAAAUCAGGAAUUUUGAAAAUAGCAGCAAUGAAAAAUAAGCCCACUUCUGAUCACACGUAACUUUAUUAAAUUUUAAAAAAUAAUUUGGGGAAUAAAUCUGAAUUUUAAAACUGCUGAACAAACAGCAAAUAAAAGCAGGCCAAGUAAUUAACAAUUUCCAUUUAACUUAGAUGGCGUUACUAGCAAAGAGAAUAUGUGCAGGCAAUGGACAGAGCACAUCUCAGCAUAUCAAUAGAUUUUAAAUUCUAAAUAUCUAAUAUCAAAGAUGUAAAGGUGUUUUGUUCUAAUAUAACAUGGUAGCUGUGCAUGUCAGUUUGGUAGAGACUUCCCAUAUCAGUCCUAGAAAAUGCAAGCAAGUCUACACAUGCUUGUUGACUGCUUGGUGGACAUCGGCUGGACACAUCAAAAAAAUUGUUUCAGAAAAAUGCAUUGUACACUUCAAAGGGGGAAAUCGCAUUGGCGAUAGAUGAAACUCCACAGUGCCAUCUGGUGUCACAGUGUUAUAACACACAAGGCGCUUUUUCUUUACUUGUGUAGCUGAGUAACUGGCAGAAGCUAGUCAUCACUUAGGCUGCAACCUUAUAUACAGUUGCCUGGGAGUAGGUCCCAUUGAACUCAGAUGGGGCUUUCUUCAGAAUUGAUAUGCUCAAAGCAAUGCAUCUGGAUUUUGCUGCAGCCAACAAGCUCAGGACUAGUUGGGCAUCCGAGAAACAUGGGAGGGAGACAGCAUUUAGGAGGUGCAUAGGCUUGCUCACUCAGUGUUUCCAUCCCACAUGCAUCACCUCAACUUUCCCACAUUGAGUGGGCAAAUAAAUGCUUAGAAAUCUCCACUUGAUAGGGAAUCUGAACAAUGCAGGAUUUCUCAUCAUGCAGAUAUUUCUAAGCAUGCUCAGCUGAAUGUACUUGCAAGUCUCGUUCUGAACUUCACACUCAAUGUGCAAAGGUUUCCUGUGGGGAUGAGGACAUUAAGGGCAGGGAUUGUGCCUGUGUCCACUUUAAUUCAUUCAUGGUGAAUGCUUGAAAAGGGCUUCUCUUUAACUUGCCCCCAAAUGACUGCAAUAGCAAAUGAUAGCUCAAUGUGUGAAAUGCCUAUUGUAUGUCACAGGUCAAACAUUGCAGAGAAGAAGUUUUUAUAUCAGACACUUGAUAUGUGUUCACAUGAUGCAUACAUCAGCUUUAGGAUGUAGUAGGGAAAGUAGCAUUUUCACUAGAAAAUUUCACUAGACCAGCAUCAUCCGAUGAAAGCUGUUCUCUAGCCAGGAAGAGAGACAUUCAGAUACAUUUUUAUCAUACUUACAGGACAAAGACACCAGUGUAAAAUCUGUUCUAUCUUUUAAGAUAGUUUGACUUAUUUUAGAAAGUAUGUUUUAAGUAUGCAGCAUGCAUUUAAUGUACUGUGCAAAUAAUCUGUAAGAACUGAUACCUUUGCUCAAUAUUUUGUAAAGGAACUACUGGAUGUCGGUGUGCCUACUGGUUGUGUAACACAACCCAAACUAGGAUAAAAAAUAGUGACAGUGAUGGUGAGCGUUAGUUAUAAGCAAUGACCAGUUGCACUGAUGCCCAAGAAUGUCUCAGGAAAGAAGUGGAACUCAUUACAGAUCACAAAGAAGUUACGGCUUCAAUAAAUCACUUCAUCUUUGGGUACUUCGGGUAGAUUGACUAACAUUUUACUACCAACAUGCUGGAAGGCAUUCUGUAGUGGCUGUUAAAGAGUUCCUGUAUUUUGGCUUGAUUAACAGCUUAUGCAGAACCCCAGCAUUUUUCUGACACUUCUUAUUCAUUUUCUUAUAUGAGAGCUGCUUUCUCAUUAGCACACAGGCACUAAGUGGUGGCCAGCAAUUUGCAAUCCAGCAUUACACAGGACUGAAAACUCACAGUGACUGAGAUGUUACUGAACCUGUGCCUGAGACAUUCUUGGACCGUAAUGUCAACAAAACAUUCACUGUGAGAUGUGACGCAGUGUUGUCACAUGGUGAGUUAAAACUCACCAUAUGACAACAAUGUCACAUGGAGAAUGUUUGCAGAUAUUAAAGUGCACAGAUGGAAACUCAUCAUUCGGAAAUAGCAGGGGAUGUAUAGACUGAGUAACAUAUAAACCGGUUCCCUGCUGGUCUGUGGCCAUAUCAUGAAUCCCUCCAGUAACAAACUCAGUACGUUUCAACAGAAUUGGUGGCAAAACUGAGAAAUAAGGAGGAGGUAUCAUAUCUCAAGGAACUCUCAAGCUUUAAAAAAUAUUUAAGACACCCACAAACAGGGCAAAAAAAGGGAGUCCAGUGGCCACAGUAGCCACAGAUGAUUGAAUGUCUGUUGGCAAGAAAAAUGGAAAACCAGGGGCAUGGAGAGACGAAUGAAAUGCUCAGCUUGAGGGAAUGGCUGGAUGAAACCCUCCACAGGAGUGCUUUCAUUAGGAGGAAGGACAAACUGCACAUUUCACAUCAUAGGAUCCUACAUUACAUUCUUAGAGAAGCUGGCAGGCUCUAUAAAAUAUCUAAGUAUGUUGGCUUGAAUUAUUCUUGGAAUAUAGAUGAGAGAUAUGGUUUCAAUGCAGUAUUGAAUCACAAUUAGCAAUACAUCAAGAUGUAAUCAGUGUUUUAAAAGAGUACAAGGCAAUCUAAGUUCAAAUCCAGCAGCUAUUUAAAGAAAAAAAUCUAAAAAUGGCAAGAUUACUAUGGGAAAAGCACAUUUUCAACAGUGAAGAAAUAAGAUCUUCCUAAGUCAAGAGAUUUUGAAAUUUCCCUCAGUGUUGCAUUUAUGCUUAGCAUUCUCUCCUCUCUCACUCUUUUUUUUUUCUUUGACAGAUUUGUAAAUAUUCAUCACGGAAAGUGUUGUAUAUAUUUUAAAUCAAUUUAUUCUCUUUCCCACUGCAUAUAUCUGUAGAGUCAGCUUGCAAUGUAACAUUUUGUUCUGCAUGGAGCUGCGACAGGCUUUUUAUCUCUUAGUGUUUCAAAAGCCUUAAGCAUGAGUGCCCUGAUUUUUGAAUGUACAAGAAGUUUUUAAAAAUAACUGGUUUUUUAUACUUUUCUUAAUUAUUUUGAGCAAAUUUGGGAGGGGGUUAAAUCAGCAAAGGGAGACCAAUUUUGGAACCUGAAACCUGCAUACAAGUUCUUUUACUUGGAAGUAUUUGGUCACAGAGAGAUUGUAAAGAACCAACAACUACUGGGUUUUUUUAAAAAAAAAUCUUUGAGGAAAAUAAGUGCUUAUGUUACUUUUGAACAAACCACUUUUUUUUUUUUUACAAUUGCAACCAACAUCCGAAUCAAAGUCAUGUUUGAUUUUUGUUGAAAUUUGAAUGGACAAAGCACAUGUUGCCAAUAAGCUUUCAGAAGUCUUAUCUUCUGAAGAACUAUAUAAUAAUAGAUUUCCUUAGUGGGCGACUUUGGAGGAUUCCAGAGUCAUUAAGAUUUGGUGGAUUAGAUGACCCCUUAUUGGGAUUAAACCUUUAUAGAGUCAUGUAGAGAAGUACAAUUUAGGAAGGAAAAAAGGUAAUGAACUAAGAAAACUUGUUGACAUUAUCUGAAGUUUAAACGUACCAUUAUAUACAGAUGGCUGUAUUUAUGUAUUUAUUUGUCAAAACUGUAUAUAUUGUUUUAUCUAGUGUAAUUGUCUAAAAGUGCAUUUCUUCUAGUUGAAAAGUAUUAUCUAGGGGGUUGUGGGGGUGCCAGCCAAGCUGCUAAUCAAGUUUUUAUAAACAUAUAUAUAAAUGUUCAAAAAAAGAUGAAGGGGGAAAAUGAAAGUGUCCUGUACAGUUUUCUUUUUUUGUCAUUCCUUACUGAAAUGUAAACUAGACUCAGACAGCACGAAGCCAAGCUAUAGCCACAUCUGAGGAGGACAGAGUGUUGUUUUGCUGAUUGUUUUUAAAAAUUGCAGGGGGGGUGUGAGGAAAUAAAUUAAGGAAAAAUAAA
This is a messenger RNA of Podarcis muralis (Common wall lizard), 8419 nucleotides long. The record is from RefSeq and is a predicted model, not a curated record. NCBI's taxonomy places the organism in Eukaryota, Metazoa, Chordata, Lepidosauria, Squamata, Lacertidae.